Messenger RNA from Pogonomyrmex barbatus (red harvester ant), 1055 nucleotides. It is a transcript of the gene P32, whose product is annotated as complement C1q binding protein P32. NCBI's taxonomy places the organism in Eukaryota, Metazoa, Arthropoda, Insecta, Hymenoptera, Formicidae. Gene Ontology annotation, cellular component: mitochondrial matrix. Gene Ontology annotation, biological process: cytosolic ribosome assembly. The record is from RefSeq and is a predicted model, not a curated record.
CGUACAUGCCCGUACCGGAAGUAGGAGACGGAUCGUCGUGAUGCAACCAUUUUCCUCUUGUCGGACGCCGUAGAUCACCGCAGAUUCUCGUCGCGGCUCCACGUUCUUCCCGCAACUUGGUUUCGUCACUGUAAUUUUCUGCGUAUUUGCCUCCUCGCCAGUAUGAACGGUAUCAUGAAAAGCGCGCUACGUGCCACGGCACUCCGCGGCAUGCUGUCAUCCUCACGCGGCACCGGCAACGGCGGCCAACCUGCUAGGGCCCUGUGGAACGUAUGCGGUCGCCGGCAAGCCGUCGAGAUCGCGCCUAUUGUCUCCUCAAUUAAACUACACGACUUCUACGGUCGUAGAUGUUACAGCAAGUCGCAUACCAAAGCGGAGCAAGAAUUGGUGGAUUUUCUGGCGGAGGAAAUAGUAGCUGAAAAAAAGGCACAGAAAUUAAAGAUGAUACCGACAAAAUUAGAUGAUUUUACUGUAUCUCUUAAUGGUGCUGAAGUCAAUCUUGAAAAGAAAGAUGGCACUGAUACUAUCCUCAUUAAAUUCAAUGUGAAUCAUACAGUAGACUCAACUGAUACAGAAAUAAAUCCUGAUAGCGAUGAUGCAGACAUUGGUGAAAUGAAAAGCAAGCCAACUUUCGUGGUAGACAUCGUGAGGGGCAAUCAAACUCUGGGCUUUGCAUGUUCUUUUAACAACGAACGUGGCGCAUCAGGUACACAUCCAUACAAUGAUAUAUUUGGUAUCGAUGAAAUUACGCUGUACGAAGGAGAGCACACUGACAAGGUGUAUUCUGUGAGUGGCGAGAUCAUUGAUGGAUAUCUAUAUGACUUACUAAUGAACUACCUCGAAGAAAAAGGUAUUUCAAAUGAAUUUGCGGAGAAGCUGAUUGAUUUAAGCACAUGCUACGAGCAUACAGCCUAUGUCAGCUUACUGGAGGGCUUAUCAAAGUUUACAUCCAGAAAGUAAUUCUAAUAAUUAAUGUUAAGAUUAUUUACGACUACUCAACACUUCACAAUGCAGUUUGUAAGAAUUGUUAAUAAAAAAUGUACUGAUUUAUAUUA